GCUUCUCCCCGCCUCCAUCCUUUCCCACAGACUGGCAGCCCCUGAGCCACAGCACAUCAUCGUCCACAAACGCCUGAUCUGCUGUAUCCUCCGGCGAGCACCUCUGUACUUCUGCACGUUCAAAUCAGACAAGCGUCUGUCAAAAACUCACGACUGAAUGAGACCGACAAUUUUUACAGAACAGUCUUUCAAAGAAAGACAUUUGGGGGGAAAUUGUCAAGCGUCUGCCCUUGUUGCCCUGGCAUAAGUGGAUUGAAAGGAGACGGGACAUCUGAGCUGAGAGGAAUCGCUUCUGUGCCGCGCAGUAGCGCGCAGAGAACAGAAGCUGCAGACGCGCUUAAAGAGCAAAGGGGAUCAGGACCGGGGGGGGGAUAUUUUACGCACAGCCCUGUUUUCCUUAUAUUGGUUGUUUUAAACAAAGUCGUUUGGUUGUCCGCUUGGAUUUUCUCAAAGCCACGCUAGUGAGCAGCAAUGGAUUUGUUCAUCCUAGCGCUUCUGGUGCUUUGCUCUCUCACAGUGCCAACCUUUGGGGACAAAGGCUCCAGCAAAGCCCGGACCUGUUCGGACAUUCAGCAGUUUUACGGCGCAAAGGGAUUCAAACAGAAUGUUGUCCCCCAGUUUGAAAUAUCAGGGGAGCACCUGCGCAUUUGUCCUCAGGGUUACACUUGCUGCACCAGCGAGAUGGAGGGAGAGCUUGCUACGCUUACCCGCAGGGAAACGGAGGGACUUCUCAGAGAAUUUAAACGACCCUUACAGAGCUCGCUUUUGCACAGUUACAGAACCUUUGAUGGCUACAUGGUAGAUUUGAUGAACAGGUCCAUGAUCAUCCUUGAGGAUACUUUCAUUUCAACAUGGGGUAUCCUGUACGCCAGGAAUUCCAUGCUCUUUCAGGAACUCUACCAAGAUUUGAGAGACUACUACCAAAGUGGAAAUGUCAAUCUGGAAGAGGUGCUGACUGAAUUCUGGACCAAGCUGCUGGAGAAGGUCUUUUAUCAGGCAAAUAAGCUGAGUUCAGUAGGUGAGGACUACCAGGAGUGUGUGUCAAAGAAAAUAGAGACACUUCGACUUUUUGGAGAGGCACCACAUAAAAUGACAACACAGGUCACUCGUACUUUUGUGGCAGCGCGUGCAUUUCUUCAGGGCCUACAUAUAAGUCGAGAAGUGGUGGGCAAAGUGUUACAGGUACCACUAAACCCUAAGUGCUUCAAAGCCAUUAUGAGGAUGACUUACUGUCCACACUGUCGAGGUAUGCCCACCGCUAAGCCCUGUGCAAACUAUUGCACCAAUGUCAUGAAGGGCUGCUUUGCCAACCAGGCUGACCUCCACACAGAAUGGUCACAUCUAGCAGAUACAAUGAUUGAGGUGGGAGAGCAUCGCUUGGAUGAUAUGGAUAGCGUGAUUCUUUCCCUCCCAAAUCAAAUAUCAGAAGCCCUAUUUACCAUGGAGGAUAAUAUGGCAAGCAUCAACAGCAAGCUGUUCCAGGCAUGUGGCAGUCUCAGCAAAGGAGGAGCCACUGGCUCAGGAUUUGACGACAUCACAACCAGAAAAAGUGCUGUGACCGACAGUUUGGGAGGUAGCAACAACAAAUUGGCAAAUUCGGUGACUGACAUCAACAUAAAGCUGAGAGAAAUGCGACCAUAUUGGAUUUCUCUACCAAAGCUUCUUUGCAGUGACAGAGUUGCCAGUGGCACAGGGGCUGAGGACAAGUGUUGGAAUGGCAUGAGUCGUGCCAGGUAUCUGCCUGAGGUGAUUGGUGAUGGCCUAGCUAAUCAGAUCAACAACCCUGAAGUGGAAAUUGACAUCACAAAGCCAGACAUGAAAAUACGGCAGCAAAUAAUGCAGCUUAAGAUCAUGACCAACAAACUGAAGAAUGCGCUCAAUGGACGGGAUGUAGACUUUCAGGAUAACAGUGAUGAUGUGAGUGGAUCAGGAAGUGGCUUGUGUUCAGAUGAACUGUGCUCCCGGGGGCCACGCCUUAUUGUCCCAGUGACGGAAAGACCCAUGGUCUAUGCCUACCCACCAAGGAACAAGGAAGUGAGAAGUUCAGUGUCACAAAGCCUCCCUUCAAUCAGCAUCCUCUUGCUUCCACUGGUCAUCCUGCUGCUCCAACGAUAAUUGAUAUGAAACUCUUCUUACUGGGACUGAGUUUGGGACAUGGGGGACUGGAGAGUUUUAAAAUGGAUGGAGGAAAUGUUGGGGGUUGGCUACUUUCCCAUUAGUAAGCAAAUAAAAGAGAUCAUAACAAAGUCACUCAAUAGACUUUCUUUGGUUUUAAACACCACCCACUAGUAAUCAGCCGUGUUUCUGUUCUUCUCUUUAAUUUGCCCAUAUUCUACGCCACUGUUAGAGUUUGUCUUUUGCUAAUAUGUUUUUUUCUAGUGUUUAAGUUUCCUGAAAUAAUAUUUUCACCUUAGACAUUAAAGGCCUAUACUGCUAAUGGUACUAUAGAUUUUGACUUGAUGAGAAGAAGGGGAAAGGAGUGUUAUGGCAACCCCUUUUUGCACAUUUGAUCACCACUUAAAAUGUGUAGGUUUAAUUUAUUUUAUUUUAUAUUAGAAUUUAUUAGUAGGGAACUAAUUGAAAUAAUCAAAUCCUGUUUCCAAAAGCAAAUGACACAAACUAGAUAUUUAAAAAAUCUAUUUUUAGAAGGGAUAAUCUGAACGUCAUGACCCAUUAGACCUGUCAAUGCAUUAGGCUUUGCGGUGUUAUCACAUAUAAUCUCUCUCUGUGGGGGAUGUGAGCUCAUGCCAUCAGCACUCUCCAACAGUUUAUCUUUAAUCUGCAAUAAAACUUGUCACAAUAUUCACACAGACAAUUUUCUUCUACUGAGGGGAGCAAUGCAUCUUGUCUUCCAUUCCAUACACCCACCACUCCCCCUUGCUCCCACCACUUCACGUGUAGCAUUAACAUGAAGUCCAAUUUAAAACAAUGUGCUCACAUGACUGGAUAGCCUCAGCUGACACAGAGUGGGAAAGAGUAAUUAGUUUUACGCCAGCCCAUGUGAUAGCAGAAAUGUACGCAGAAGCAGAAACACAUAUUUCCUGCAGCACUUUGUUCAUAACUUUCCUGAUUUUCACAGCAGGUCAGUUAAAUAUGCAGAGAAUUUUAGUGCUACAGGGUUCGUAUGUAAGUGUAGCAAGGAUCAUGUUCACGAUCAAGGCAAACAAUGCACGUUUCUAGAAUAUAACAUUUUAAUGCAGUGUACAUAUUUUGAUUGCUUUUUUGCUUUCUUGGGGAAAGAAUCCAAUUUGCUCUCCCUCUUCUGUAUGUUUGCAUAAUCUGUUUGCCGUUUCUUUCCUUGCACGUUGCCACAAAAGUGCUGUUACCCAAUCCGUCGCCUCUCUACCACAUUUUUUUUGUUUUUGCUCAUCAGUUGUAAUUACCUGUAGAAGUUUGCUUAAUGAUGGCAAGAUAAAGAUAACAAUAACAGUGCUUUAUUUUGUUAUUCUGACUGGAAAUGUUUUUGGGAAAACAUUGCAAUACCAUUUCUUGAUGACAUACUAGGGAGACAUCAUGUAACACAUUUAUUUUCAAGACAAAGUCACAGGGCUCAGUUCAGAUUACUGUGCAGGAUAAGAGGACAGUUUCAUGUAUGUAAGAGUUCAUUGCCGAAAUGUGAAUGUGUGUUUUCGUCUGUGACUGACAAAGCGAAUCGGGGACAAACUUAAGGGUCUGAAUAAAUCAUGUAUGGAUGAUACAGAGAGCAUUUUUUUUUUAAACAUUCUAGUUUAUUACAAUUGCUCCGGUCUCAUGAUGCAUCACAGUGCACUGUUAAACUGACGGCAAUUGGAGAUUUAUAAAGUCUAUUUUUCAAAAAUAGCAUUUUCAACCACUGCUGUAAUAGAUCACAUUAUGUAUUGGUGACUUAUGUACAGUCAGAUUAGUAUAUGACAGCAAGAUGAAAAUAGAAGAAUUAAACUGAUGCAUUUUUCAAUAUGUCAUUACUCCAGACGGGACAGUUCAUGGAAAUUCAUGUUAAAAACAUUAUUCUAUAUGCACCUAGAUUGCUGGAAAUAUUUCAACUUCAUUUGGGCUCUGUUAGAUUAAAGAAUUUUUUUUCCUUAUGUGUUAAUAAUAGUCUCUCAGAUGAUAUUUUAAUUGUUUUCUUUUCAGAAAAAAAGAGCUUUAUUAAUGAGUGAGUUGUUGCUGUUUGUGUGUUUUUCUCUCUUUGUCCCUGGACAGGAAAUGUGCCUGUGACUGCCUAUGAUCAUUUGGGGUCAAUAUUAAGAUAAAGGGAGAAUUUAUGUUGGUUUAUGUGGACAAAAAGGAAAUAUUUUAACAGAAAAUGAGUAGCACAAGGGUCUCUGUUUGUGACUGGGAAUAUAUGUGAACAACCUAAUAAAAAUAAGAUAUUACUCAGACUGUCAUGGUGACACUCUAGCUCAAAGACAACCCUUUGACUUCAGAAUGACUAAUUUAAUUUCAGUAACUCCCUCACAAUGUCAUCAGCUGAAAUUUGCAUAGCCCCCAACAAACCUUGUCUCUCGCUUCCAUUUUCUGAUCACAUUAGUUUGCUCUCCUUGUCCUCCUACCCUUUACCAAAACAUGCACUUUUAUGAAGCCACUAAAUGGCAUUGUCUGCACAAAGACAUGAGAAGGUACUCGAUCAAUAAGAAAGUCAACACCGUCACGGAACUGCUAUUGAUUUGGGAAUGUUUGUAUGCAGAUAGAUGUGGCCCGGCAUGUUGACUCCUGUUUGAGGAUAGUGAUAAAGUGUAAACAUGAAAGCUCUAGAGUGGAAGAGGAAGCUUGACAAAAGUUUGCACUGUUCUCAGGUCAGCAUGUAUUCCUCAACCCAGCCUCUAAUCUCAGAUGCUUGGUUCCUUGCAAAAGUAUUCAUACCUCACGAAUUUUUCCACAUUUGUCACUUUAUAAACACUAUUUUUUUUUCUAUAUAUAUAUUUUUAUGAUAGACCAAAGCAACAAAAACAGAUGUCACAAAUCAUCUAAAAAUUUUGGUUCUCUUCUUUACAAAUAAGAAUAUAAAGUAUAAAGGUUUCCAGUGCCUGUUAGUGACUUCUGUUGUUGGGCCGUUUUUAUGGUGGAAGUUCAGUCAGAUUGGUUGAACAUUGCAACAUGGAGAUUAAAGUCUUGGUACACAUCUUUGUUGAUUUAUAUGUUGAUUGAAUUUGGUCAUUCUAGCACAUGAAAAUACUUUUAUCUCAACCCUACCACUAAAACUUUAACUCUAUAUAUUAUUGUCAUUGUUUUGCUGUUAGGUGACCCUUCAAAUAUUGUUAUACAUUCUUCUUCCUGUUUUGACUGGUUUCUCAAUGCUUGCUCAUAUAAAUCAUCCCCAUGGCAUGAUGCUCCCAUCACCAUCCUUUAUCAGGUGAUUGGUAUGUUCAUGAUGAUGCUCUCUGUCACA
Cyprinodon variegatus (sheepshead minnow) is the source of this 5368-nucleotide messenger RNA. Its product is annotated as glypican-1-like. The record is from RefSeq and is a predicted model, not a curated record. Lineage: Eukaryota; Metazoa; Chordata; Actinopteri; Cyprinodontiformes; Cyprinodontidae. Gene Ontology annotation, molecular function: fibroblast growth factor binding. Gene Ontology annotation, cellular component: cell surface; extracellular region; plasma membrane. The transcript has 11 exons. Bases 472 to 2115 code for a protein of 547 amino acids. Gene Ontology annotation, biological process: negative regulation of fibroblast growth factor receptor signaling pathway; regulation of protein localization to membrane; cell migration.